GACGUGUAUCAGCGUCAAGAAGCACUCAGAAAGCGGAUAGAGGAACAAAGGGAAGCGUCAUCUAUGAGUGCAGUAGAAGAUGGUUCAUCAUGUCAGGAGUAUUCGUAUUGCUCGUAUGACAAAGUAGAAGGUGCAGGCGGAAACAAGAACAGUUACUGCGAAGUAGAACCUGGGACAGUAACGAACGAGCAUAAACAAGAAGUAAAUGAUGGGAAGAUUACGCCGGUUGAGAACAACGAGACGAAGGUCGAAGAAGACACAACUCUUAAUAAUCAACACGAAGACGAACAAUCAACCUGCACUACUUUCACAACGCACGACAAGGAAGAGGCGCGCAAAAUAGGUAGCAAGCUAGAGGAACGUCGAAAGCGCAAAGAUGUUCUCUAUUUGCCUGGACCCAGUGCCGAUGAAACGGCAGACGCAAUGUUCGGACCCAAUGUGACGUUUGGAGGUCCUGAGACAAAGAAUGAACUUGACGAGGAUCAAGAUACAACUGUAGCGGACGAUCGUGCUGACGAUGCUAGAGACUCUCUUCGGGGUACAACUGCUUCCGCAUUAACAACGACCCUGCCUGAAGACGCUAGUACGGCUUCUCUGAGUCCAACUGAGACUGACCACAUCAGUGCAACAACUACAGCAGGUAGUAGUUCCUCUGAGGAAGAGAAACCAGAUUUUUACCUGGCAGUAACAUCAACAUCUGAAGCUCGUCAAGACCUGGAGGCAGCUCCAUCAACAUCUGAAGUAUUCCUGCAACAGACAGGAUCAGGAGCCGCAUCUUCAUCAUCGGUAGCUGCUACUCCCCAGAGCGAAAAUCGCGAUCUUCAAACACAUACCGAGCAAGACGAUGAAGAGGACCAACUGAGCGAGGAGGACCGCACUUAUUUCCCACUCCUCACUCACGUCGUCGCCGAUAUCGGUCGCGAGUCUGUCCUAGAACGUCUUCUAGUGCUUACCCAACGCGAAGACGCGUUUGACUUUGGUGUAUCGCGUCAACCGGAUGGCUUCGGAGAAACUUUGGAUCGGAUGGACGCCUUUCAAAUAUCGAAAAACAUCUCGAGGAACGCAAAUUUGAACAGUACGGGAGGUGCAUUUGCCGAUGUGGACCCUAUGCUGGGCGCUUUGAUACCAGUUCCGAAGCCAGGGGACUAUCAAGAAGAGGAUGGUCCUAGACCAGAUUUAUGAAGACUAGAAAAAAAAUAAUUACUUUUUAUCCUUAGGCGAACACGAGAACACGAACACUCACCAGUAUCUAUAGGUAUACUUCUUUUUCCGCAUCCACUGUAAAACCUUAUUCUAUCCUUUAUCACUAUGUGAAUUGUUUUGAGUUGUUGUUCACAAAGUUACCACAAAUAGAGCAAACUGCUUUUUUUCGCAUCUAGAAGAUCUAAUACACGAAGUCGACGAUCGGUGGAAAGCCAGAUUGAAAGCGACAUUUAGGGCACUUGCCAAGAAAUGGCAUCCGGACAAAUCCAGGGACACGUGGCUCACCGCAAAGUUUCAGGAAGCUGCUAAAGCCUAUGCUCAGCUAGUCAAAGGUGCUCCAAACGAUGAUGAUGAUAAGCACCCAUUCGAAGACGGAGAAGAUGGAAGUGCUAGAGUUAAGGCUACCGCCAAAACCACCUCGUCAACAUCGAUCUUCAUUCUUAGGACGAGCGGAGCUCUUUCUCUACUUGAAAAAGAAGCGCCAAGGAUAUGAUUCUCAAGGAAGACGCGAAAGCGGUACCUCUGUCUAAGGUACUAGGUGGUAAAGACGACCCUGGCGACCCUGAAGACCAAGUGUUGUUUGUCAACGAUGUCGUGACUGGAGUUUACAACAAUUAUCCUACGUAUUUGCCCAGUCCAGAUAUUGGCAUUUUCAGCUACCAAGACUGCGAAAAUUCCACUUGUCGACGGUUCAUCCGGUUUCACCUGCAGCUGAAGUUAUGGCUUCGUCGCGAGUUGUAACUUUUCGAAAAUAUGGUUCUCUUACGCUUCUUGAUUCGGUCGAAGAGUGCUUUUUCUAAAAAAUAUUUCAAAAAUUGUAUGUAGCAUGCAAAGAAGAUUUUUGAACCCCUAAGGCUUCAAAGGAAAGGCUGUAUCUUCGGACUCUAAUCUCCUACGUCGUCCUGAUCAUUGAUGGUGACAUCUCGCAUAUGAAGAAGCCCUUGUUUCACUUCGCGCGAUUGAACUACGUAAUCGACCACAUCCAGCCGAUCGACACCUGUCCGCAUAGAAACCGACUGUGUGCGAUUUUUCAGUUGAGGUUGGUGGAGACGCGUAAAAAACGUUUAGCGCAAGAACGACACAUGGCAUUGAUCGAAGGAGGAAACACAACGGAACGCCGGUUGUUAGACGCAAAGGAACGACUCAUGCAGAUCUCUGGAUCAGGGGAUGCACAACUAGGAUUGCCUCCAGGAAAGUCCAAUAAAAGGCUGCUCAGCGGAGCAGGAGAACACCAGCAGCAGCUUUUGGGUCGUGGCAGUGCUGAAUCGUCGGUUUCAGGUGUGCCAUUGCUGCCAGAAGGACAACGAGGUGUGCGUAGAUUGAUCUUGGAAACGGCGGGCGCCGUAACAGCUGUCGCGCCAGAUACGUUGGCGGAACGCGUUGAAAACGAAAGUGUGUAUCGAUAUGGGCCGCCGAAACUGGAUGAGAGUGGAGAGGAAAGCGAUAAAAGUAAGGUUACGGACGACCCUUCAGCAUCGUCGUCUAGUGCACAACGAGCGCAACAAGCAAAAAUUGCUUUAGGAGGCAGUAUCAAGAGCAUCACUAGUGGCAGUGCGCCAGUGCUGAAGCUGACAUCUAGCGAGGAUAGUACAGCCGGUACAGCAGCACCUCGUCCUUCUUCAAGAACAUCCACAUCUUCGCAAAGCAGGACUAGUCCUCAGCUUUUCAACGUUUUAGGGGGAGUUGGGAACGACAAGCGUGGUGGCAAUAUAUCUAGUGGCAAGGAGCACAGCAAUGGAGCUACUCCGUCUAGUAUGAGGAGCAGGAAUUCGAAUACCAGAGAUUCAUCUUUUUCUGGCAACGUUCGCGCAUCUACGAAGAAACAUAGCGACAACAACACCAGCUCGGCUGCGGACUUCCUUGAGAACGAUGAAGUGGCGCGAAAACUAGUGAAAGUCCUCCAGGGGCAAGUGCUUAAGCGCAAGGAUCUGGCGACGCUAGCCGAUCGCGCAAGGGGGAAGUGCACUAAAGUAGACGCACCAUCGAACAAAAAGAAGAGAAGGGUUUGGAUCAAUAAAUGAUCUAGAUGUUUUGCCAUGUUGUACUUUUUGUGACAAAGAUAAAGAACAUCAAAAUGAACAUG
Amoebophrya sp. A25 is the source of this 3286-nucleotide messenger RNA. NCBI's taxonomy places the organism in Eukaryota, Dinophyceae, Syndiniales, Amoebophryaceae. The record is from the annotation of a GenBank genome assembly.